This is a messenger RNA of Fibroporia radiculosa, 1041 nucleotides long. RefSeq lists its product as uncharacterized. The coding region runs from base 1 to 1041 and encodes 346 amino acids. Lineage: Eukaryota; Fungi; Basidiomycota; Agaricomycetes; Polyporales; Fibroporiaceae. The transcript has 2 exons. The record is from RefSeq and is a predicted model, not a curated record.
AUGUACGACUACUCCCCCUCCCCCUCUUCGGCCUCCCAACCGCCCUCCCCACACAAGCCACAUCACCUUCAACCACACCGUUCCCAUUCUCCAAUGUCACAUAUUUCAACCCUCCUCCCCCACAACCACCACCAGUCCCAGUACUCCCCCGCCACUCGCGCCGCCGACAUCUCUCGCCUCCUCGACCCCGUCUACGCCAGCGGCUCAUCGUCCUCUGGCUCAUCGACGUACCCCAGUGCGCCACAUCACAACAAACGCGGCCAGACGCGCGCAUACGUCGACCGCAACGGUGACCUCCACGACCCUGACUAUCGCGACUUUCCAGUGUACGCGCCCAGCGCUCGCACCACCGCUGGUCGGCGGCGGCGCGCGAGCAACGGCAUGCCCCGCUCGCGUAGUCACAGUCGCCAACGUGACCGUUACCCCAGCUACUCCAUGGCGCGCCCAGAGUGGGAGCGUGACUGGUCGACAGAGGUGGAAGACGAAGAGGAGGACGACCUGGUGGACGAUGACUCCGAGUCGCAGUCACAUUAUUCCCCGUUCGCGUCGCACGCCGUGCCGCGCCGCAGUUCAACCGUCCACUCUGCGUCCGCGUAUGUUCCCUACACGAGCUACUCGCCGUACUACAGCGAGCCUCAGCCCCUCGCGUCAUCUCCCGUAGGCUCGUACGAGGAGGAUCAAUCUCCCCAGCUCUGCGACUCGCCCCUUCAGGAGUCUCCUUUCUUGUCUGAUGAGAUGGACUCGUCGCCACACGCCGACCGCAAGAAGUCUCGUCGGGCGAGUGGCCACAGCAACAUCCUCCGACGAACCUCCAAAAAACACGAAUCGUCGGCGAGGUCGUCAGGCUUCGAUGGUGAUUCUGAGAAGUCGGGCGACGGGCGGUCGCCACAGCAACAAUUCUCAGUCGCCGGUGACCAUUCUGACAAUGUACCCUCGUGUAGUGCCUCGUUGCGCCAGCAAUGGGCAGCAACUGUCCUGUACAUUCGAUUUGGUCUGUUUCAUGCCAAGCAGCGCCUGCGACGGCGUUCAGAUGCAUCAUAA